UUCAAGCAAGUCACAAGCACUCGAAUAAAAAGACAGUCUCAACUAUCACUUGCAAAGCACAAUCUAGUUAAAAAUAUUUCAGACCACAUUCUUUAAUUGGGGACAUAAAAGAAUAAAAGAGAUCUUCCAACACAGAUAAAAACUCAAAGAUAAAUUAUAACUGUGGAUUAGAACAUAAUAUUAAAGGAAAAGAAAGCCUUUUUUGUGAGCACCCAAAUAAUUCCUCCUCUGUAUACAGUGACACAAAAGCAUUUUCAGCUUUCAGGUUUCGACAAAUCCUGUUGUAACAACAACUCCCUCCCUUCCCCGCCUCUCCUUUCUUAAUUCUCCCACAGCUCAAAAAAUGAGAUGGAGAACCUGGUAUUUAUCUUCCAGCACCAUCAGCAGUUUCUACCUCAGAUUUCCCUGUUGCUCUUUAUCUGCAAGUUAACUUGUCGGAGCUUCGUCACUAAUACUCGAAGCUGGGAGAUGAGCCCCCGCGUGUGGCUUCUCCUCCUCAGACACUUUGACUGGAAGACACUGACCGAGGGGAGCUAAGACACUGACGGCUCCUGGCAAAAGCCUUUGUCACUUGGUUCUCUGCCGCAGAGAGAAAGCUACAAUCUUGAUCAAAUACGGGGUAACGGUGGGCAAAGAUAAAGGGGACGUCAUGGUGUCAGCUGGGCUCCAGCUCCUUGCUUUCGUCCUGGCCUUAUCCGGAGUGUCUGGAGUACUCACAGCCACUCUGCUGCCUAACUGGAAGGUGAACGUGGACUCGGGCUCCAACAUCAUAACGGCCAUCGCGCAGCUGCAAGGGCUGUGGAUGGACUGCACGUGGUACAGCACCGGGAUGUUCAGCUGCACCCUCAAGUACUCCAUUCUGUCCCUCCCCGUCCACGUGCAGGCCGCACGGGCCACCAUGGUCCUGGCAUGUGUUCUGUCUGCUUUGGGGAUCUGCGCUUCUACGGUAGGGAUGAAAUGCACUCGCUUAGGAGGGGACGGGGAAACAAAGAGUCACGCCUCUUUUGCUGGCGGAGUCUGUUUCAUGUCUGCGGGGGUCUCUGGUUUGAUACCAACAGUGUGGUACACGAAGGAGAUUGUAGCAAACUUUCUGGAUCUGACAGUUCCAGAAAGCAACAAACAUGAACCCGGAGGAGCGGUCUAUAUUGGAUUCAUUUCGGCCAUACUACUCUUGAUCUCUGGCAUGAUUUUCUGCACUUCCUGCAUUGAAAAGAAUCCAGAAGCUUGGCUCUAUCCACCCAAGCAGCAGCACAUCUCCACCACACAACCAGAGGGCAAUUCUGCAUACAACCUGAAAGAUUAUGUGUAAAAAGCUGCAUGAAUAUGGACUUUUUAGAUGCCCGCUGUGACUUCUGUCUUUUGCUUUAGAGAAAGAAAUCUAAAUGAGGUCACUUAAAAUGCCGACAAACUAUUAUGUACCAUUGUUUAUCUGUUUUAAGAUUAUUUUUCCAUUACUAUUUUCAUGUUUUAUCGAGAGGUGUAUAAUUGAGAGAGGUUCUGUUAUAUUAAGGCCAUUAACUGAUGGCUUUUUUCCCCCUUUUAAGAUAAACUGUUGAUGUAUCUUCUGGGUUGUUACUGAUUGGAUCUUAUAAAAGAACUAAACCAUCAAAUAUACAAAAAUGCACCUUUCUCUGGUGUUGAUCUAGGGUACCAUCUGCUUUUGGUGUCUGUCUACAACACCACAGUGACUUGCUUCUGUUUUCAAGCCCCACUGUUUGAACCUAAGGGAAAGAGGAGAUGUCCGCCUGUCCUCAAUGCUGCCCAAACCAGCCUCCCCGAGUUCCCACCUACUAUGACCCUCCUGCUUCUUUUUUCAUUUUAGAAACAUCAUGUACAUGUGUAAGAGCCAACAAUAGGACAAAGUUGGUAAAUGCUACCAUAUCAAAGUGAAACCAAACCAAACUAAACGCACACUGAAAUCUCUGGGACUUGAAAGCCUUACGUACCAAGUGAGUGAGAAUGACAACCGUUUGACUGAGAAUGCGCAACAACUGCCACCUCCGCUGCUAGCAAGAGGAUGUCCCAGAUAAAGUCCGUUUAUCCUACAACAAUUCAGAUCCCU
Messenger RNA from Neogale vison (American mink), 2062 nucleotides. It is a transcript of the gene CLDN20, whose product is annotated as claudin 20. The record is from RefSeq and is a predicted model, not a curated record. Gene Ontology annotation, biological process: cell adhesion; bicellular tight junction assembly. Gene Ontology annotation, cellular component: bicellular tight junction; plasma membrane. Gene Ontology annotation, molecular function: structural molecule activity. NCBI's taxonomy places the organism in Eukaryota, Metazoa, Chordata, Mammalia, Carnivora, Mustelidae. The transcript has 2 exons. Bases 650 to 1309 code for a protein of 219 amino acids.